AUGAGUGACACUACGCAUCCUGUUUAUGUUGAUAGGAUUCACCAUUUAAUAGCACUUAACAUUGGUACAGAAAGUGAGAAGAAUGAAUGGUCAAAAGAUGUAAUUGAUUAUAUGAGUAGGAUACAAUGUUUCAAAACUCCAUAUUUAAAUGAUUUCCUUGAAAAGUAUGAUAGAGCAAAAGAUGUUAAUGAUUUAGUGAAAACUAGUAUGAGAUGUGAAGAUGAAUGGAAGGAAAAAGUUAUUUCACAUGAUUAUAAUGGAGCAAUUUCUUUAUUGGAAAGUCGUUUUUCAAAUUCUACUUCAAUUUAUAGAAAAUUUGAACUAAUUGCUGAACUAUAUUUAUUAGAUAAAAAAUUCAUGCAAGUUGAAGAACUCGAAUAUAGAGUAUGCUGUUCAAUUAUUAAUUAUGAUGAAAUACAGAAAGAAGAGUUUGAUUCCUAUAGAAAAAUAAGGCUUAUAUUAUUAGCAUCCUACUGGCACCAAGGUCGUUUUUCAGAUUGUAGUAUAACGUUUUUUAAAUUUAUAGAAGAAGAUCAAGGUUUUCUGACAUUUAUCUCAGAAAUUGAAGAUGUUAAAGCAGCCGAAUGUAAGACACUAUUAUUAAAAGAAGAGAUUAUAAUGUAUGUCGUUAUAUCAACGAUUGUAUACAUCCCAAUUAAUAAGUAUGAUGUCUUUUUAUAUUUGGAAGAUAUUAAUGAACUUUUCAAAGUGUUCCCAUUGCUCAGGACAUGUUUACAAUUACUAGUGAAAACUAGAUUUAAUGAAUUCCUUAAAAUUUGGAAUUCUAACAUUAAAGAAAUAUUUGAAUCCUCAGUUUUUUUAUAUAAUUCCUGGCAUAGUGUUGAUUUUAUUAUGACUUCCAAAUUAUUAUUUUUCUAUUUAAGAAUGUCAAAUCAGAUAACAAUCAACUACCUUUCAGAAACUUUGGGACUAGAGUACGGUAUUGUACGAGAACAAUUGACACAACUUAUUGAAGCCGGGAAAUUGAAUUUUGAAAUAACUGGUGAUGACGUUAUAUUCAAACCUAGACAUCAUUUUGAAGAUAUUAUUCUCGAGUUAAAUAAAAAUUAUGAGGACAUAAAUGACAUACUCAAAAAACGUAACGAGAAAACAGGGUCGGUGAAACAAUCUAUUCAAGACAUUAUCUCUGAUAAUUAUAAUAGCACACUUAGUAACACAACAACUAAUGAUCAUUAA
This is a messenger RNA of Tetrapisispora phaffii CBS 4417, 1197 nucleotides long. It is a transcript of the gene PCI8, whose product is annotated as Pci8p. The record is from RefSeq and is a predicted model, not a curated record. The coding region runs from base 1 to 1197 and encodes 398 amino acids. Gene Ontology annotation, cellular component: COP9 signalosome. The transcript has a single exon. NCBI's taxonomy places the organism in Eukaryota, Fungi, Ascomycota, Saccharomycetes, Saccharomycetales, Saccharomycetaceae.